This is a messenger RNA of Musca domestica (house fly), 3147 nucleotides long. It is a transcript of the gene Hnf4, whose product is annotated as transcription factor HNF-4 homolog. NCBI's taxonomy places the organism in Eukaryota, Metazoa, Arthropoda, Insecta, Diptera, Muscidae. Bases 490 to 2703 code for a protein of 737 amino acids. The record is from RefSeq and is a predicted model, not a curated record. Gene Ontology annotation, biological process: cell differentiation; anatomical structure development; regulation of transcription by RNA polymerase II. Gene Ontology annotation, cellular component: nucleus. The transcript is spliced from 7 exons. Gene Ontology annotation, molecular function: zinc ion binding; nuclear receptor activity; RNA polymerase II cis-regulatory region sequence-specific DNA binding.
GACGAAAAUAAAGAGAGAGAGAGAGAGAGAAAAACAUUAAAAAAUACCGUGAAAAAUAAAUAAAGAAAACAACAACAAAAGUGCUGUGUAAAUGAUAAAGAAUUUCAUGUCCGUUGUUUGAUUAUUUUAAUAUUAAUAUUUGUGUUAACAAGUUUCUUCUACAACAAUAAUAACAACAAAUAAAUAAAACAAUACAAAUAUUGAAACAAAACAAACAAAGCAUCAGCUCUUUGUAAAUAUCUGCUCACAGUGUACGGAAGAGAUUUCAAAACCCGUUGAAUUGACAGCUGAGGAUAUCCUUCCGGAAACGCCCCUUCGAAAAAGGAUUUUGCAAUAUACCUCCAUAGGUAUUUCAACUUUAAAUUUCGAAAGCAAAAGUAUCUGCCGCGCAGCCCUAUUUGACACCGCAAUAAAAUGAUGAUUUAAAAAAUACAUAUAUAAAACAAGACAAAACAACAAUAUCAUGAUUGGUGCUGGUAACAGGCAUGUAUGUUGCUGACAAAACGACUUGUUACUGGGUCCAAAGACAGUUGGUAUAAAAUUGAAAGAAUGGCAACACCGGCUGAAACGCAAAUGCAGGAAGAAAGUGAUCCUGAGAAUCACAUGCUACACUCGGAGGCAAUAUCGGUGGCGGCCAGUACAAAUGCUCACAGUCCAGUCAGUCAGGAAUUAAGUCCAUUGGCAACAUUGGGUCACAAUAGCAACAGUAAUCAUAGUAAUGCAAAUUCACCGGCCAGUACGGGUAGCAACAACAACAGUACAUCGUUUGCAUCGGGAAACAACAACAUCAGCAGUGCAGCCAAUUCACAGUCAUCCACGGUGUGUGCAAUAUGCGGAGAUCGGGCCACGGGUAAACAUUAUGGAGCCUCCAGUUGUGAUGGCUGCAAGGGCUUCUUUAGACGCAGUGUACGCAAAAAUCAUCAAUACACUUGCAGAUUUUCCCGCAACUGUGUCGUGGACAAGGACAAACGCAACCAAUGCCGCUAUUGCCGUUUGCGCAAAUGCUUUAAGGCUGGCAUGAAAAAAGAAGCCGUACAAAAUGAACGUGAUCGCAUUAGCUGUCGUCGCACCUCCAACGAUGACCCGGAUCCCGGCAAUGGCCUGUCGGUUACAUCGUUGGUCAAGGCCGAGCUGGAAAGUCGCCAAUCGAAAGCUGGUGCUGCCAUGGAAACAAAUGCCAAUGAAGAUCUCUCCACAAAACAAUUUGCCAGCAUCAAUGAUGUCUGCGAAUCAAUGAAACAACAGCUACUGACACUAGUCGAAUGGGCCAAACACAUACCGGCCUUCAAUGAACUGCAGCUGGACGAUCAGGUGGCCCUGUUGAGGGCACAUGCCGGUGAGCAUUUACUCUUGGGACUAUCACGUAGAUCGAUGCAUUUAAAAGACGUUCUAUUGCUGAGCAAUAAUUGUGUCAUCACCAAACAUUCACCAGAUGCCAGUGUUUCGCCUAAUUUGGAUAUAUCACGCAUUGGUGCCCGUAUAAUUGAUGAGCUUGUAAUGGCCCUAAAAGAUGUCAAUAUAGAUGAUACGGAAUUGGCCUGCAUUAAAGCAUUGGUGUUUUUUGAUCCCAAUGCCCGUGGCCUUAACGAACCCCAACGCAUAAAGGCAUUGCGCCAUCAAAUCCUUAAUAAUUUGGAAGAUUAUGUCUCCGAUCGCCAGUAUGAAUCGCGGGGACGAUUUGGUGAAAUUCUACUCAUAUUACCAGUGCUGCAGUCCAUAACCUGGCAAAUGAUAGAACAAAUUCAGUUUGCCAAAAUCUUUGGAGUGGCUCACAUUGAUUCGCUGUUACAGGAAAUGUUAUUGGGAGGAGAAUUAACCGACAACAAUACUCCACUGACACCACCCAAUCUAAACAACUACAGUCCCAGUCAUGGUUUGGAUGUUAGUCAAGUUACCUCUUCCCUGGAUGUGCUAUCGUCACCCUCAAGCAGUGAUCAUUUAAAUGAUGCCAUUUCCACAUGCAUGGACAAUUCAUUGGAGGCCCAAUUGAUGAUGGAAAGCAGCUCGGUGAAUGGUCAUUUUAAUUUAAUGACUUCAUUGAUUUCACGUUCCUCCCAUCAAAUGAAUGCAGCAGCCGGGGCAACGGGACCGGCAAUGCGUCGCGAAACCAGUUCGCCAUUAUUAAAUGACAGCGAUCGCAGCAAUGAGGCAGAUCUUUCACGGAAUGUCAAUCAACAAUAUUUGGAUUCAUACAAUCAAGUUCGAUCUGCAAUGCAGAACAAUUUACAACAAGCCAAUUUCCAACAUCAUCAAGCCAAUUCCAAUUCACCGCAUCAUCAUCAACAACAACAACCACAGACGCAGAGCCAGCAGCAUUCACAACAUAAUAUGGGACCGGGACCCAUGCCUACAAACUCGCCACCACUACAUCGCAAUCAUCCCUACCAAAGAUCCGAUUCUAGCCCAUCAUCUAACCCCGUUAAUACUAACAACAACAGCAGCAAUCCCAGUCAGCCACGUAAUCCUGCAGAAAUGACAUUAAAUGAAUAUAAUCGGAGUGAGGGCACCCCAGAGGAAAUGCUUAGAAGAGCACCACUAAAAAUACGCUCCUCCGAAGCCUUAUCUGCCCUACCCAGCAAUCUUCCUGUGACCAGCAGCAAUACCACCACCUCCCUUAACUCCAAUUACAUUCUAAAUCCCAUGAUUGAUGGCAGUGAUGCCUAUCGCAUGACUUUAAAACAGGAACCUGAAACAGGUUACUAAACAGCAGGUGCCUUUUUUCCAAACAACUAGCCUUAGCAGUUCUCUCACAAAUGAGGGGACUCCUUUACACAUAUACAUAUAUACAUUAUAGGACAUAGUCAUCAAAUUCUUUUGGAUUACUUUGGAAGGUUUCUAUUCUCUAGGUUUAAUUAUACAGACUUUUAUAAAGGAAAAAUUGUUUUUUUUUUAAAUUGUUGAAAUUUUGUUAUAUAAUAUUUUAGUUUAGUUUGGUAAUUAGGUUUUAUUGCUAAAAUACACAAAAACAAUUCUUUCCACACCCCUCCCCCAUAUCAUUUUCCUGCGCGCUUUGACUAUUCUAUUCCUAUUUAGCAUGAACAUUUUGGCAUUAUAGUCUCUUUAUAAAUAUCACAUAGUCUUCCUUUUUUUUUAUUGAGCAACUAGUUCUUGUUUUUAGCUAUAAUAAAUAAUAGUUUUAAAUUUUAU